This is a messenger RNA of Zingiber officinale, 1226 nucleotides long. RefSeq names its product AT-hook motif nuclear-localized protein 20-like. The record is from RefSeq and is a predicted model, not a curated record. Gene Ontology annotation, cellular component: nucleus. Gene Ontology annotation, molecular function: DNA-binding transcription factor activity; minor groove of adenine-thymine-rich DNA binding. Bases 471 to 998 code for a protein of 175 amino acids. Lineage: Eukaryota; Viridiplantae; Streptophyta; Magnoliopsida; Zingiberales; Zingiberaceae. The transcript has a single exon.
UCCGGUGUAGACUUCAGAAAGCAAAGGACAAAACACCUCCCUUUCUAAAUUAUUAACAUCUUCUUUUCCUCCAUGAUCACAUCUUCCAAACUUAUUUCUUCCUCCAUCUCCAUGAAGAAGUAAUAAGUUAUAGUUAGUAACUAAUCAAGAGGAGAAAGAGAGAGAGAUAAUUGAUAAACAAGCUGGCUAAUCCAUGGUGGGCGGGUCAACUGAGCCUUCCGAGGCCGGGAGAACUAGCUGUGGCGUCCUCGGCGGCAGCCAGGCGUCCCAGGAAGGUCGACGAUGGAGACACGGACGACGACGAGGUGCUUCCUUCCAAGGAGUCUGAUGAGGUCGACGCCGAUCUCAGAGAGGGCGCGGUGGAGGCCGGGCCCCGUCGCCCCCGUGGCCGCCCUCCGGGGUCCAAGAACAAGCCCAAGCCGCCGAUUUUCAUCACCCGAGACAGCCCCAACGCGCUCCGCAGCCACGUGAUGGAGGUCGCCCCCGGCGCCGAUGUGGCGGAGUGCAUCGCCCAGUUCGCGCGCCGCCGCCAGUGCGGCAUCAGCGUCCUCAGCGGCGCCGGAGCCGUCGCCAACGUCACCCUCCGCCAGCCCUCCGCCCCCGGAGCUGCCGUCGUCUCCCUGCAGGGCCGCUUUGAGAUCCUGUCGCUCGCCGGCACGUUCCUGCCCGGGCCGGCCCCGCUGGGCUCCACCGGGCUCAUCGUGUACCUGGCCGGCGGGCAGGGGCAGGUCGUCGGGGGCAGCGUCGUGGGCGCGCUCGUCGCCGUAUCUCCCGUCAUGGUGAUCGCGGCCACGUUCUCCAACGCCACCUACGAGAGGUUGCCACUGGACGAUGAGGACGACGGCCCCGCCAACAGCGGCAGCGCCGGCCCUUUGCCCACUGCCGGCGGCGGAGGAUUGCCCCCAGAUCCAUCUCUCUUGAGCAUGUACACCUUGCCUCCGUAUUUAAACGGCCACGACGCCCUAGCAUGGCCUCAUCCGCGGCCUCCAUCAUUCUAGCCCUAGCCGCCGGCCCUGUCUGUAUAAUUUCAAGGUAAUAAAAAAAAAAACACAAACUAAAUUAAGAAGUCCGGCGAACUUCAGCUUGUCUCUAUAUUUGUUUAGAUUUGGUGAGAAUCUGUGCAAGAUCUUUAGGUUAAAAAUUUAUAUUAUUAGGGCAAAACAAUCAAUGGCGUUGUAGUACAUAAAAUAUUAGUAAUCAGGCAUUUAAAGUUGUGGUUUGCUCAA